Messenger RNA from Nicotiana attenuata, 787 nucleotides. RefSeq names its product mitochondrial pyruvate carrier 4-like. Gene Ontology annotation, cellular component: mitochondrial inner membrane. Lineage: Eukaryota; Viridiplantae; Streptophyta; Magnoliopsida; Solanales; Solanaceae. The record is from RefSeq and is a predicted model, not a curated record. The transcript is spliced from 5 exons. Bases 118 to 444 code for a protein of 108 amino acids. Gene Ontology annotation, biological process: pyruvate import into mitochondria.
ACCAUUACAAAAAUACUUCUUUAUGACAAAAUUAUUCAUUCUUUUACUUUAGAUUGUGCACAUAGACUGCAUACCUUGAACGCAGCCGUAAGAGACACCAAUUAAGCUCUUUCUUCCAUGGCGACGUCCAAGCUCCAGGCCCUUUGGAAUCACCCUGCUGGCCCUAAAACCAUUCAUUUCUGGGCACCAACCUUCAAGUGGGGCAUUAGCAUAGCAAAUAUUGCUGAUUUCUCCAAGCCACCUGAGAAACUUUCGUAUCCCCAGCAGAUAGCUGUUUCAGCUACCGGAAUUAUCUGGUCACGCUACAGCACUGUGAUUACACCUAAAAACUGGAAUCUUUUCAGUGUGAAUGUGGCCAUGGCAUGUACAGGACUCUACCAACUCUCAAGGAAACUUCAGCAUGAUUACUCAAAGGAGGAGCAAACAGAAGCACUAAAAGAAUGAUGACGAAAAUCAGUAACCUCUGGCCUUGCAUCAAAUGCCCUUUUUUAAUUAUUUCUCAUCUUGCAUUUUGUAAGUGAUUUAUGACACGGUCAGGUAUCAAUAAUAAUAAGCCUUUGGAGCUGUAAAAACUGCUCAAUGUCUUUCUAUGGGCUUGGUCUUCAAUGUGAUAGUGCAUAUUUCUCGAACAAUUCAAGAAAUGGCGAAUAAAGGUAGUGGCAUUGGUCCUUAGGUGUGUAACUAAGCUUAAUGCAAAAAUGUUGGAGCUAUUUGUCAAUCAAACAUGAUCGAGAGGGCAUGUUCAAACAGGAAUGGAUCAAAGGCACUCUAGUACAUAUUAAAGUUA